AUGAGUGAUACUCCUAUUAUACCAGAUAUAAGCCAUCAAGAGCCAGAUGACGAUGAUGUCAAUGAUGAAAACAAUGGCAAAAAUCAAAUAAAACCAACUGAAACUCGCCGAAAUCUCCUUAGUACUUUAUCAUCAAGAAAUACAAAAUCCGUAACACGUUCUCCAUCGCCAUCUCCUCAUUCUCCAUCGCCAGGGCCACCUGAUCGUGCGUUGAAUCAAAAAUUUCACAUAGCUGCUCUAACAGGAAAUCUAACUGUUUUACAAGAACUCGUCACUAAAGCACAUUUACCUAUCGAUUGUCGUGAUAAAGAAAAUUCAACAGCAUUAUUACUGGCAUGUGCACGUGGUCACUUUUUAUGUGCUGAAUAUCUUUUAAGUAACAGUGCUGAUCCCAAUGCUCGACGUAUAACAGGUGCUUCUCCACUUUAUUUUGCUGCAUCGUAUCAUCAUACACGUAUCGUUGAACUUCUUCUAAAUAAAUAUAAAGCUAUUGUUGAUUUGUCUACAUUCGAUGGUUCAACACCAUUACAUGUUGCAUGCGAACGUGGUUUUGCUGAUAUUGUUAAAUUAUUAAUUGAGUCACAAGCAAAUUUAAAUGCGAAAAUGAAUGAUGGUACAACAGGUAUAAUGCUUGCAUGUCAAAAUGGACAAUUAUCUAUUGUACAAAUGCUUAUAUCGGCUGGUCAGUGCAAUUUAACCAUGAAACGUUUAGAUGGUAUAACGCCCAUAUUUCUUGUUGUUCAACAUGGACACGAAACUAUAUUUGAUUAUAUUAUUGAAAAUGUUGAGAACAUUAAAGAAACAAUUGAUUUAGCUCGUGAAGACGGUGCAACACCCUUGUUUAAAGCAUGUCAAAAAGGAUACGAAUCAUUGGUUAAUAAAUUGCUCAAAUUCAAACCAAACCUUGAAUUACUUAAAAAUGGAGAAUCAUGUUUACAUGCUGCAACUAUGUUUAAUCAUGCGUCGAUUGUCCGUAUGCUUCUUGAAAAUGGCGCCAAUCCAUUGCUAAAUAAUUGGGAAGGUAUGACAGCUGUCGAUCUAGCUAAAGAAGCUCAAAUACAAGAUAUACUUGAUUUAUUAAUGAAAGCACUGGCACCCAAAUUAAGUGAACAUGCUCGACAAUAUUUAUUACAUAAAAGUACAAGACGAAGUGAUGCUGAUUUUGACCUGAAUAUUAUUGAACAUGAAGAAAAAGACGAAUGGAAAUUAUAUAAAAGUUUAAAAUCAGCUGCUGAACUCGAACGAUUAGAAGAAGUUAUUGAACAAACACCAAUUAUUCCCGAUCUACCAAAUGCAAAAGGAAAACAAACUGGAAAUAGUCGACAAAAAACAAGUAGUCGACCACAUCGAUAUCAUGCAACAGCACAAAAAUGA
Rotaria socialis is the source of this 1374-nucleotide messenger RNA. The record is from the annotation of a GenBank genome assembly. NCBI's taxonomy places the organism in Eukaryota, Metazoa, Rotifera, Eurotatoria, Philodinida, Philodinidae.